This is a messenger RNA of Staurois parvus, 819 nucleotides long. The record is from the annotation of a GenBank genome assembly. NCBI's taxonomy places the organism in Eukaryota, Metazoa, Chordata, Amphibia, Anura, Ranidae.
AUGACUGCCACGCGGAUAUUACCAGUAGAGUACAAUAUCGAUGAACAUUUUGUAGAGACCUCAUCAGUGCCCACAAAAGUAAUAUAUCUCUACCUGUCCCUAAUGGCUGCAAGACCAAAGUAUUACUUUGCCUGGACCCUUGCCGAUGCUAUCAAUAAUGCUGCAGGAUUUGGAUUCCAGGGCUAUGACAAAAAUGGAGAAGAAAACUGGGAUCUGGUUUCAAAUCUGAACAUUAAACAAAUAGAGUUUUCAACAAGCUUUAAGAUGUUUAUUGAUAACUGGAACAUACAGACCGCACUGUGGCUCAAGAGAGUAUGUUAUGAGAGAGCCACCUACAGUCCUACAGCUCAAACUUUUCUACUAUCAGCUAUAUGGCACGGCGUAUAUCCAGGAUAUUACAUGACCUUCUUCACUGGCAGUUUGAUGACACUGGCAGCCCGAAAUAUUAGAAACAAUGUCCGACACCAUUUUCUACGGUCUCCUGAACUCAAGUUUGUAUAUGAUGUCAUGACGUGGAUGGCAACACAAGUGGCAAUCAGCUAUACUGUGGCACCAUUUGUGCUCUUAUCAGUAAAACCUUCUCUACAGUUUUACAGCUCCUGGUACUACUGCCUCCAUUUUGUGUGCAUAUUGGUGCUGCUGACUAUGCCAGCUCGUGCCCGGAAAAAAAGAAGCACAGAAAAGGAAUCCAUUGCUCCCCUUCUAGAAAAAACAAACAGUGAAGAACCUAUUUCUGAACAGAACAGCCAUGCUACGACAAACAACAACAGCAGUCAGCGAGAAGAGACAGCCUGGAGACGCCCCAGUGCCCCCCAAUGA